This is a messenger RNA of Rhinichthys klamathensis goyatoka, 1496 nucleotides long. RefSeq names its product Enah/Vasp-like b (gene evlb). The transcript is spliced from 12 exons. The annotation marks the transcript as partial. Gene Ontology annotation, biological process: protein homotetramerization; actin polymerization or depolymerization; positive regulation of actin filament polymerization. Gene Ontology annotation, cellular component: cytoskeleton. NCBI's taxonomy places the organism in Eukaryota, Metazoa, Chordata, Actinopteri, Cypriniformes, Leuciscidae. The record is from RefSeq and is a predicted model, not a curated record. Gene Ontology annotation, molecular function: SH3 domain binding; profilin binding; actin binding.
CUGACCCUGUGUGUGUGUGUGUGUGUGUGUUUCAGCGAGCAGAGCAUCUGUCAGGCCCGCGCCUCCGUCAUGGUCUACGACGACACCAGCAAAAAAUGGGUGCCGAUCAAACCGGGUCAGCAGGGCUUCAGUCGCAUCAACAUCUACCACAACACAACCAACAACACCUUCCGUGUGGUGGGCGUCAAACUGCAGGACCAGCAGGUGGUCAUCAACUACUCCAUAGUGAAGGGUCUGAAGUAUAACCAGGCCACGCCCACCUUCCACCAGUGGCGGGACGCGCGGCAGGUGUACGGCCUGAACUUCGCCAGUAAAGAGGAGGCUAACACCUUCUCCAACGCCAUGCUGUUCGCCCUCAACGUGCUGAGCAGCGCAGACGGAGGUCCAGCUGUUCAGCGGCAGCUCCAGAACGGCCCGAACACAGAGGAGCUCGAGGUGCAGAGACGGCAAAUGGAAAUGCAGGCGCAUAUCGAGCGGGAGAGACGAUCGUCCAACUCAGGUUCCCCGUUUCAGGGUCACGCGGUGCUGUCUGUAGCUCCGCCCAUUGCCACGCCCCCUCCGCUGCUGAUGGGUGGCCCCUGCCCGCCUCCCCCCCCGCCCGGGCCCCCGCCCCCCUCCGCCGGGGCUCCGCCCCCUCCCCCGCCCCCUUUGCCCGUGUGUGGGUACGGGGGCCCCGGGGCCGCGCAGGACGAUGGUCAGGGCCCCACAGGACUCGCCGCCAUGAUCGCCGGAGCCAAACUGCGCCGCGUCAAUCGGCCCGAGGAGAACUCCUCUUCCGGAGCCAAAAGCGAAGCCAACCGGACGAGUGGCGGGAGCGGAGGCCUGAUGGAGGAGAUGAACGCGCUGCUCGCACGCAGACGGAAAGCAGCGGAUGAGAAGAAAGAUGGAGACAGCCAAACCGACGAUCUGAACUCUCGUGGGCAGAACGCUUCAGAUGGAGUGAAGAAGCCGUGGGACCGAGCGAACUCUGCCGAGCGAUCGUCGCUGGUGUCCAGGGUUCGUCCCGUGGGGAGCAUCGGAGACUCCGACGCCUUAGACUUCGACAGGAUGAAACAGGAGAUCCUGGAGGAGGUCGUCCGGGAACUGCACAAGGUGAAGGAUGAGAUCAUUGAUGCCAUUAGACAUGAACUCAGUAGAAUCAGCACGACAUAAUGUCCAUGUUUCCCGAGAGCCAAACCCACUGUAGCCGAGGAAGAGGAAGAGAAAGAAGAAGAAGAAGAGGAGAACGUUACGCCGUAUUAAAGCCCACAGACGCUAAUGCUAACGCGGCGCUAACGCGGCGAAGGACACUGCACUGACUUACUGUUCUCUGGAAGAAACUGAAGAAACUACACAAGUGUUUUUAUGAGGUGUUGUUCUGUUCAUUUUCUCUGCAUUAUUAUUAUUUUUUUAUUAUUAUAGCUGUAGUAGUAGUGUUUUCAUGUACACUGCCGUUCAACAUUUCUAAUGUUUUUUAAAGAAGUCUCUUCUGCUCACCAAAGCUGCAUUUAUUUGAU